GCGCGAGGAGCAGCGUCCCGCAGCCGCGCUUCCCCUCCCCUCCCCUGGGUCCCGCUGCUGCGGGGCGGGGCGGGAGCGGCCGGGGGAGCCGCGCUGCGGAAGGGCUCGUGCUGGCGCCGCUGCCCGCGCCGGGCUGCUCCCAGGUAAGGCGGGCGCGGGGCAGGUGCCUCGGCCUCGGGCUGGGGCAAGAGGCGCUAGUUAUUCGCCGUGUUUCUCCUCUCUUCUCAGCGAGGCGGCGGGUGCCACGGAGGAGCUCUGGUGACUCGCAAGUUGUGAAACAGGCUUUGCUUCUGGGGUGGCCAAGCGGUGUUUGCCCCGCCGGAGUAGCCCCCCUUGGAGAUGACAAGCCGGGCAGCGGGGUGGGCACGCGGCUCGCGCCGGCCCCGCACCCGGCUCUACAGGCUGCACCGGGGCCAGUUUGAAUGAGGGGGUGAAAAACCCACAUCUCGCGGGGUUGCAAGCGUCUGCCUGAAAAGCCAACACCAGCAGCCUUGUAUCCCCAGAGGGAAGGAGACUUUUUAAAAAAAUCCACUGAAAAUGAAUCUGGAAGACGGGACUAGGUGCGUGAGGGGUGCGGUGGAAAGCCUGCCUGUGAGUGCUUCUCAACGGGGAUCUCUGCCCGGUGCUGCCCGAGCGGGCUCCGUGCGGCGGCAGUGGCCUUGGGGAAGGGCGCAGGGGGCUUCAUUUACGACCGCAGCUGGUUCAAGCCCUAUGAACUGGGCAGCUCUGUCCUCAUGCUGUGCCUGAGUGCUUCUCCCAGCUUCUCUGGUUGCUAGGGGGCUGGACUUCCUGCUUCAAAUUAGCCCUUAAAGUUCACAUGAUUACUUGAGACCUUUCAAUAAAACGGGAGACAAAGAGCUUGGGAGGCCAAGAGGAACAGAUUUGCUGGCUGGCUUUUUACAUCGGUUUCCUGGCUGGCUUUUAUGGCAGUGCAAUCUAGAGAUCUCAGCUCACACAGUAGAAGUGAAGAAAAGGCAACAAAACUUUCAGCAAAUGAAGGGCAGAAACAUUGGUCAACUGUUGAAGAUUGUAUUGUGGAUUUGAGCUAUAAUACCCUCUGUCCUCAUGCCUACAGCCUUGAGAACAUGACAACAUUUCAGAAUGGCUGCAGAAAUGGAACCACUAUUACCUGUAUAGUUAUGGAAAAUAAAGAACCAAGAAGUAUAACUAGCUCGUCCUGUCACAAUGGGGAAUGCAUUACCAGCAACAAUCAUGAAGAGGAAAUACAAGAUGACAAAGUCAGCCCUUCAAAGCUCAUGCGCUUUUUCUCUACCCCAAGGGAACAAACUAACUCAAAUUCGGAAAGGCCUCGCUCUCUGAUUGUGAUGGGCAACUCCUCGACAUGGAAUGCUUUGUCUUCCCUUAGAAAAAUGGGAUCUUUCAAGAAAUUAAAAUCUUCAGUUCUUCAAGGAAUUCAGGCUAGGGAAAACGUGGAUCUCUUAAAUGAAAACACUGUGGGAAAACAUGUCUCAAAUGGUGCAGUGGUGAGAGUUCAUACUAACAGGUAUUCUUAUUCAGGGCCUUUGCAUGAUUUACAGAAUUCAGUGGAUGGUUUAGCUUCUGAUUGUUCUGACAUUGAGGAAAGCGAUGAUUCCUUCCUGAGGAAUACUCAUCGAUCACGCAGCAUCCGACGUGCUUAUGGUGUUGGCCGUAUAAAUUUACUAGACACUGAUAAAAUUCAGUCUCACCAGAACUGCAUCCAGCCAACCUCUCCUGUCAUGCAUGAACCAAAGAUCUGUGAAAUCUUCGUGAAAGAUCCUGAAAACAACAGGAUCAUCUACAGGAGGAGUAAAAGUACAGAUAACUUAAACUUUUUGAAAAAAAGUUCAUUCAAACGGAAGUCCACCACAAACCUUACUGACCUCAAGGUGGCAAGUGACAAACAGAUGCCACAACGGACAGUAAGCAUGUCUUCGGCUGACUCGGACAAAGUCAAUGGAAACCCAGAGAGAAGGUCCAAACGCUGGAAGAGCCCUAUCAGGGCGAAAGAUUUUGACAGAGUUUUGAAACUUGUAAGCAAUGUUACUGAAGUGGCAUGGAAAAAAGAUGGUCCUAAGAGCACAACUCCUCCUCCUUCCAGUGAACAAACCCAGAGGACAAGGCCAAACAGCAGACUACAUGAUGACUAUUCCCGCAGAGUUUCAAGAAGCACUGAGAAUGACAGAAGGAGGUAUAUAUCACCCAUGUCCAGUCCUGAAUCUACCUUUUCUGGACCUCCUUAUUUCCACAGCCCAACUGUUUCUCAGGAUACAGACACUGAAACAAGUGAUCUUACUGUUGAAGCCAAAAGCCUUGGGACCUCCUUGGGUGUCCUUGAGGCUGUUAGUUCAUCACCUACUUUAAAUGACCAUAGUCCACUUCCUAACGAAGUGUUUUAUGUGGACCCUGAACCAAAAAAUACCAGCCAGUUUACAUUUGAAUCCGAGCAGCUUAGUGCCCCUGUUAGGCCUACUGCUCCUAAACCUCAGAGCCCUAGUACUGAGAAGGUCAAGUGCAAUAGUAACUUCCAUUGUCCAAAUCAUCACAGCACAUUAUCACUGAGCUCAAUGGAAAGUGAGGAAAGAUCUGAGAUGCCUGCACCCAAGUUGGGGAGAAAUCCUGUUUGCUUCCAGGACUCAGUACAGACUAUGUAUUAUGAUGAUGGAAAUGAAGACAGUGGCAUCAGCAGCCACUCUCAGCUGAGCCUCAAUUUAGCUUCUGGCACGGAAGAAAAAAAGGAAGAGGUUGUUUCUGAUGACCCCUGGAAGAGGUCACCAUCCCAGGAUGAAGAAAAGACAGAGUCACAAAAGGUCAUGCCUAGGAGAGGGGGCUCUGGGAAAAGAACUCGGCCAAGGCCUCUCUCAGACUAUGGUCAAUUGGCCAUCAGGAGUUUCUCAAUACCAGAAGAUUCCAUUGCUAUGGAGUCUCAGAAAACAGACUGUGUUGAUGGUGAACGGCUGUCUGGAUUGGCUUCGGUUGAGUCUACAGUCCAAAGCAGUACAGGAGGCUACCAAAGAGGACGCAAAAGAAGACCCAUCUCUGUAAUAGGUGGGGUCAGUUUCUAUGGGAGCAGCCAAACAGAAGAAAUAGAAGGUCUGCUGACACAACCAGUAACACGGCCACCUGUACCAGCACACCAGGUUCCCCCAUAUAAAGCUGUUUCAGCCAGGUUUCGGCCCUUCACCUUUUCACAAAGCACCCCUAUUGGCCUGGAUCGAGUUGGACGAAGGCAGCAAAUGAGAACAUUUAAUGUUGCUGCAGAUGGUGGGACUGAAUCUUCUGCCUUAGCUGAUGACAAUGGUAGUGAGGAGGAUUACAGUUAUGAGGAACUCUGCCAAACAGGCCCUCGAUACCGGCAGCCUGGAGGGGAACAGCUAGCAAUUAAUGAGCUGAUAAGUGAUGGCACUAUGGUCUAUGCAGAAGCACUUUGGGACCAUGUGACUAUGGAUGAUCAAGAGCUAGGUUUUAAAGCUGGAGAUGUCAUCAGAGUUCUUGAAGCUUCCAACAAAGACUGGUGGUGGGGAAGAAAUGAAGACAAGGAAGCCUGGUUUCCAGCUAGCUUUGUCAGGCUGCGAGUUAAUCAGGAAGAGCUUCCAGAGAAUUGUGGUAGCAUUCAGGAUGAAGAGCAAGAUGCAGACAUUAGUAAACACCGCCAAAAAAUUGCUGAAAACAAGGAUCAGAUGAGAACCAAUGUUAUCCAGGAAAUAAUGAACACGGAGCGAGUCUAUAUCAAACAUCUCAAGGAUAUCUGUGAGGGAUAUAUUCGCCAGUGCCGUAAGCAUACCGGAAUGUUCACUACGGCUCAGUUAUCCACGAUAUUUGGAAACAUUGAAGAUAUUUACAAAUUCCAAAGAAAGUUUUUGAAGGAUCUUGAGAAGCAGUACAACAAAGAAGAGCCUCAUUUAAGUGAAAUAGGGUCAUGCUUUCUCUACCAUCAAGAAGGUUUUGCCAUUUAUUCAGAGUAUUGCAACAAUCAUCCCAGUGCCUGCGUUGAGCUUUCCAACCUAAUGAAACAAGGCAAAUACCGCCACUUCUUCGAGGCCUGUCGCCUGCUUCAGCAGAUGAUUGAUAUUGCUAUUGAUGGUUUUCUUUUAACACCAGUUCAGAAAAUCUGCAAGUACCCUCUUCAGCUUGCAGAAUUACUCAAGUAUACUACCCAAGAGCACAGUGAUUAUAACGAUAUAAAGGCAGCAUACGAAGCCAUGAAGAAUGUAGCAUGCCUGAUCAAUGAGCGUAAGCGAAGACUGGAAAGCAUAGACAAGAUUGCACGUUGGCAGGUCUCUAUUGUUGACUGGGAGGGGGCAGAUGUUUUAGCCAGAAGCUCAGAACUAAUCCACUCAGGAGAACUGACCAAAAUGUUAAAGCAAGGCAAAAGCCAGCAGAGAACUUUCUUCCUUUUUGACCAUCAGCUUGUGUUUUGUAAGAAGGACCUAUUGAGAAGGGACAUAUUAUACUAUAAGGGGCGGAUUGAUAUGGAUGAGAUGGAACUUGUGGAUGCUGAGGAUGGCAAAGACAAGGACUUCAACAUUUCUGUGAAGAAUGCUUUUAAAAUUAUAAAUAGAGCAACAGAUGAAGUUCAUUUCUUCUGUGCAAAAAAACAGGAGGAUAAGAAAAGGUGGAUGGAAGCAUGUGAAAAUGAAAGGAGAAGAGUGCAGGAAGACAAAGAAAUGGGAAUGGAAAUUUCAGAAAAUCAGAAGAAGCAAGCCAUGCAAAAUGCCCGAAAGUCAAGGCAUGGGAAAAUUAAAGGAGUAAGUUAUAAUGGGUGCCCCAUGCCACCUCCACACCAGAGUUUACACCCUAUCCAUCAGCGCCACAUCACCGUGCCUACCAGCAUUCCACAACAGCAGGUUUUUGCCCUGGCAGAACCCAAGCGCAAGCCAUCCCUCUGGCAUACCAUCAAUAAAUUUACUCCAUUCAAGAAAUGAGAGGACUAAAAUCUUUGAAAGGACAGCAGCUGAAGCAGAGAUGUUUCCCUGAGAAGAAUCUUUGGGAUGUUGCUGAACUUAUUGGAUCUCAGUGAAUUCUCAGUUUUGGAAGGAAACACUUCGGCUCCCCUUAGCCCUGAAUAUCACCCUUGUCUGGAAGGAAAAUGAAGUUCCUGAGCUUCCAUGAUGAAGAACCGAGGUUGUUCUGAAGUAAACACUGACCUGUCAGUAAGCAUUGCUAAUGAGGAGCAAAUCCUUUUGUGACAGAGACAGAUUGCUACUAGUCUCUAGCAGCAGCAUUUGAUCAUUCUUUUAGUUGUAUUGGAUUAAUGGUAGAAUCAUUGAGGUCAUUUUAACAUUUCAGUUUUCUUAACACUGAAAUAAUGGCCAAAUUUAAGUUAGGACAUUUUUUUUCCCUCAGGGCAUAUUUGCAAGGAACUUGGGGAUUUUUCUCCUUCCUUUUGGAGCACAGAGCAGGAAUUGGGAUCAGGUGAGUGAAUCCCAUGUAGUUUAACUUUUGCUAUGGUUGCUGAAUUUGAUGGACUGAUCUCCUGUUUUUUUCAAUUUUUCUAUAAAAUUGCCAAAUUGGCAGAAGACAGUUCUGCAAGGCCUUAUUAUUUUUUAGGUUGGAGCAGGGGAUUUUUUUUUACUAUCAACUAUAGAAACCUGAACAGAAUAUAAUGUAAAAUAGAUUACAAAGAUUUAUGCAUUAACUGCAUAGGAGGAGUGAAGAGGAAUGGCCCACUGUUUCUUUGGGUGAUUCUUUUCAGUUAGCGUACUAUACUGUUUGCAUGUCUGCACUUCAGUAUAAGAAAUUAUUUCAUUACUUGCCCACACUUCUUAUCCUGUGAGACUCUCCUCUAUGCUUGUAAUAAGUCUGUAUGUUUUCAGUAUAAAAACUAAAGUGUUUUUUAAAUGUUGAUAAUGUGAACAAGGAAAAAAUGCAACAUGAAGAAAUCGUGUAAAACUACUGGCACUCUAUAGAUAGCUUUUGUUAUAUUAUUCUCAUACACUGAACUCCUCAUUUAUACAGUUUCAUCUGGAAAAUAUAUGAACUGUAACUAAAACAUCCAUUAAGUUUCUGAAGCAGUCUUUGAUUCUGUGCUUUUUACACAUCGAUCAAGUGACCGUGGGUUUCAAAGGAUUAUUUCUUCACAUCUAAAAAGAUGACACCACCAUUAUGACAAAAGCAGUUGGUAAAAUCAGAAAUGACUUUGACUGAAAACCAUCAAUUUCUGUUGGAAGAGAAGGACCCAUUUUGCCUAACAUCAGCUGUGGCCAGUUUGCAUUUCCCUGAUUUGCUUUGUUUUCCUUGUGACAUGAAGUUGAUUUAGAAGAAUACCUAUACAAAAAGUCCCCUAUGAGAAAACAGGACUUGACAUUUGUAGCACUGUUAUUUUUUCUCAUUAAAAAUUCUCAAUGUUGAUGAGAGUUGGUAACAAGUAUGGUGGGGACAACAUAUCCUGUAGGUUUCAGAAUUGAUUUUUAAAGGAUUUCUUUAAAAAAAAUUACCCUUGCAAAAGUUUUGCUGCUGAAUCAGGGGCAUUAUUUGAUGAUAAAUGUAGAUUCAGGAGUGUUCUUUAACUAUAGAUAGCCUGCUUUGUUAUGAAUCGAUAAAAAUAAAUGAUGAACAAACAAUAGGCUAGUGAUUGGGCAUUUUAAAACAUUUUUAAAAAAACCCUUAUUUUAAACAUUUGUUUUUUCACCUCUCUGUUGUUACCCUCUGCAUUUUUAUUUAUAGCCAGUAUUCUAUAGCCCAGGCAUUUGAAGGCUGCUUGAUUUAAUAAGUGUGUGGCAGUUUCUAAAAGUAUAAAAGACCUUAAUGAAGAUGUAUACCAGUACAUGUUUGUCAAUAAAUGUAUUUAAAGAACACAUCCACCUCAAUUUUAGAUGGACAUAUGUACAAGCUUUUUACUAACAAGUGGUUUUAAUUUUAAAUGAUAUGGUUUUUGAAAAUUGUACCUUUUGAAAUGCCUUGUGUACAUAGCUCAGCAUUGUAACUGUGAAGUUUGGUGAUACUCAUCUGAAUUAUUUGCUGUGUGGUGAACCUUAUUUCUUCUGCUUUCUCAUAUUGAUCAUUGAAAAACAGCCUGAAAUAUUUGAAAAUUGAAUUAUUCACUAAUGAUUUCUUGUUAUCAAUUAUUCAUCUUAAAGACUGGGCAAGAAAGUUGUUGAUACAGUUAUCUGGGUUGUUUGAGUUUUUUUCCUUUUCAGUGUUCAAAACAAGCUUUCUCUUGUCAGAUAUUUUUAAAAAUAACUCUGAAUGCUUUAUGUAAAUGUAAGAAAUACAUUUUCAGAUGAAGGCACAGUAGCUUGUCCUUGCCCAAAAAUGGGUAGCUCUGUUGUGUUUCUAGGUGCCCUUUUUCUGGUCAGUUGUCAAGUACAUAUAUAAAAAUGAAAGUUGUAUAUAUGUAGUGGGUAUACAGACGUAUUAGAAGACACCACUUCACACUGAAAAAAAUUGUUCUAGGUACAAGAAAAACCUAAGAGUUUGGACAACACUGCACUCAACCCAGGUUUCUAUGUGGGAUAAUUCUGAAGAAUUUGUAAGAACCAUCUCUGAUUGUGUAUUUGUCAAAGAUAAAAUCUACUCCACACCAAGAAGCUGGUUCCUGUGGCAGUUUAUAGAAGCAAAAUAGGUUUCUAGAUGGAUUUACUGACGUAAAAGUCAAUACCCACGAAAGUUCUUCGUGCACUGCAGUGCUGGUGCCUUUACCUUGGGAAUGAAUAGUAUGGCAUGUCUGUGUUUUUGCAUGCUCUAAGUUCCCUUCUGCAAAAGAAUUUAAUUCAUUUCAAGAAGAUGAAAAACAAAGUAUUUUGUCACAUAGAUUACUCAGGACAGUUUUAUGCAUGGUACCUUACAUAUAGAAGUGGUUUUGUUGCCAUCUUUUAUGCAUCUUUCUUUGCAGUCUAAUCUUCCACCAAAUGAAAAAGACCAAUAUGACAUGUUUGAGUGCAUUUUAUUAGCUCAUUUAUUUAUAUGUGGUUUAGGAAUGUGCUGACUUGGCAGGAAGUUUGGUGAAAUAUAACAAAACAGACCAAAUCUAGAUUCCAUUGCAGUUUUUUUCUUUUAACAAAUCAUAGUUAAAUUAAAACACAACGAUGUUAUCCACCAGUCAAAACAAAUAUUAACCAAGAAGACCCAAAUGAUUGUAGAGUUUAGAGGAAACAACUAUUAAUUAAAUGUAAUGGUUAACUGCUUUAUCAAAACUUCCCUUGAACUGAAUCUCAAGUUGCUGUCAUAACUCUGAUGAAGAAACAACUUUUUAUUUGCAUAGCAACACAAAAAUCAGAAUUCAGUGGACAUUACUUUUCUCUCAUUUUUGUGAGAUUAAGUUAUUUUAUCAUGUUCUAGGGUCAUCACUAAGUACAUCACUGUGCCUGAUUAAAGUAAAGCUCAGCCUGACAAGAGCAUUUCUUAUUGCUUAUUGAGCAGAUAACCUCAGACUUUAAUGCAUGAAAAGUCAGUAAAGUAUAAUCUUUGUCCAAUGUUUUCCUUAAGUUAGGAUAACACCAAACAAUAGUUUCAUCUGACUUCGAGCUUUGAUCAAACUAUUUGAUCAAAAUAAUAAGACUGUUUUACAAGUGGCUUUUGCCAUGCUAAAUUUUAUACUAAUAUAUGACAGUCAAAUAUAGUAAAGGAGAUUAAAGGUAGCACACUCUACUAUUACAUGUUUUUAGUUCUUUUUUAAAAUGAUCAUAGCUUAGAGUUAGAGUUUUAGAGCCAAAGGUUCUUAGCCAUAACAAAUACUGUACCUUUCAUUGGCUGCCUUUCUCUCUUUCCUACGUGCGGCAUUUGUAUGCAGGAGAUGCCUUCUGAGUGCUAUCUAAUUUAAGACUAUUUGUUGUAAAUAUUAGGGAUGACUUGCUUAUAUUUUAUUUUGACAAGUGUUUUUGUAACAUUUUAUCUUAUGUACAUGCUUUGUGCAUCUUACCAUCUGUGGGCUGUUACACAUGUUGUAAAUCAAGUGUGAUGGCUACAGAAUGUGACUUGGCUGUUGACAGCUGAAGUACAAUGUAUAGGACUGCAGUAACUUGAAGUAUAUUUGUUCAGAAAUAAUUGUGUUGCCAGAUUUAUUUACUUUCAGUACAUUGUAAAUGAAUCUUUUCUGGAAAUGAAUACAAACCUACAUUCCUAUUAUUUUGCUCUUAUUGUACAUGUUUUAAUUACAUGAUAUACAAAGCUGAAGUUCUUCCGCUGUGUCUUAUAAAAUUUAUUGUGGAACAGUU
Molecule: messenger RNA, 9134 nt
Organism: Alligator sinensis (Chinese alligator)
Lineage: Eukaryota; Metazoa; Chordata; Crocodylia; Alligatoridae
Gene: SPATA13
Product: spermatogenesis associated 13
Exons: 13
Coding region: 924-4904 (1326 amino acids)
Molecular function (GO): guanyl-nucleotide exchange factor activity; protein binding
Source: RefSeq, a predicted model, not a curated record